UCUGUGUGCGUGUGUGUCUCCCCAGGCUGGACAAUGCAUCACCUCAGCUGGCUCUUCCUGGCCCCGCUAUUAGCCCUGGCGACAGCCGCUCCCCGCUGUCCCAGUGGCUGCCACUGUCUGGGGGACCUGCUCCACGUGGUGUGUGAGAACAGGGGGCUGAAGAAAAUCCCAAGAGUUCCCAACAAGGUCCGUCUCCUGAGUCUGCAGCAGAACAACUACCCCACCCUCCCUUCCAACGGCUUCAGCUCAAUGAAGGGCCUCGUUUCACUCCACCUCCAGGAUUGUCGCAUACGAGAGAUCUCCCCUAACGCUUUCCGCGGACUCAAGAAGCUCGUCUAUCUGUACUUGUCCAACAAUGAGAUUAACACCAUCAGGCCAGGCGCCUUCCAGGACCUCUCACAAUUGACCUACCUCUACAUGGACAACAACCGAAUCAGUGAGCUCGCCAAGGGUCUGCUGAGCCCGCUCAAGAGCUUGUUCCUGCUGCAGCUCUCCAACAACAGGAUGCACCAGAUCAAAGCCGGUAGCUUCGCUGGCGCUAAGGAACUGCGGUGGCUCCAUCUCAGCGGUAAUGACAUGACCACCAUCCUGCCCGGCGCCCUGGAUGAUGUUGAGAACUUGGCGACUCUUCAUCUGGACAAGAACAAGCUGAACAGCUUCCCGGCGGCGGCCCUCAGCAAGCUCCGGGUGGUCGAGGAACUGAAACUCUCCUACAACUCCAUCAGGACCAUCCCUGACAACGCAUUCCGCUCGUUUGGGAGAUACGUCGAGCGCAUGUGGCUGAACAACAUGGGGCUGGAGAGGUUUUCAGAUGGAGCAUUCAAUGGCGUCACCGGCCUUUCAGCCCUUCAUCUGAAUGACAACAAAUUGGAAUCUCUACCUUCAAAUCUUGUCUUGACCAAAAUGAAGAACAUGACUCUCUCCAACAAUCCCUGGCAUUGUUCCUGCUCACUGGCUGCAGUACGAAGAUGGAUGGAUACCAGCAGGAUUCGUCCAGAUGGCGUCUGUGCUUCUCCAAGUCAAUACCGUGGUCAGCAGAUCCGGGAAACCUCUGCCUUCAGAACUUGUCCAAGACGUGCAAAGCGCAACAAGAAGAAUGCACUCUGAGCAGGUGGUGGGAAUGUCCGUCCUGGAGACUGACUCCUCGUUUGACAAUACCAACUGCUGACUCCUCACAGCCACUUCCCACACACACAGAAGGAAUUUCUCAGUCACCGUUGACAGUGAUCAUGAAUCAGCAACAAAUUCCUCAUAACUUUGAAGAGCACGUAACGGAUUGCAGCUUCAGCACAGCCAUACCUCUUCACAGUCUAAGUGUGUGCACUCAAAAUUCUCAGCGCUUAGAAACAGCAAUGAAAAUCAAGUAGCUAAACAAAAAUAAAGGGGCAAACACGCUUCUGACUAGAAGCAUCUCUUCCAAGUAGACAUACACAGGCUUUGUCAUGAUUACUGUAUUAAUAUAUAUAUAUAUUCACAUAUAUAUUUAUGUAUUCAUAUAAGACAUUUCCUGGGACCUAGAUAAUCUGUUGGAGACACUUCCUUCCAACCUUCCCUCACCCCCUUAUUAUUAAUGCAGUUAAUAUUACAUCCUACUCCUCCAAAGAAGUACAUUUUUGGGAAAGGGGCAAGUACAUUGUGCCAAAUAGUUCUUACCCAUUCCUAGCAAAUACAUUCAAAUGCCUUUUGAAACAAUGACAAAUGGCUUGCUCCCAGUGCUUGUUCUGCCAAACUAUUCUAUACGUUACUGUCUGAGGUGAAGUAGAUUUGCCUAACUCUCCCUCUCAUUUUCUAUUCUCAACCCUAGAGUUUUUUUUUCAUUUAAAUAUGACUGUAGACUACAUCAAGAUCUUUUCUUGUUAGCCGGUACCCAACUGACAUUACAUUGAGUUUCGAUCCAUGGUAUUUACAAAGAUGAAAUAUAAUGGGUAAGGAAGCAAAGGUUUUUGAGUUGCCUGCACUAAUGCAUCACCAAUGUUUCAAUGUUAUAUUUAAGCCAAAAUGGGGUAGUGGGAGGGAUGAACUCUGGAUGAAGCAGUAUUUGCGCACUUAGCUCUUCUGCCUGUUUAAAAUAGCUCUGUAUAAAAUGGGUUUCAGCGGUGUACAAGUAAGCCCCAAUGCACCAAACUGCUCCAAGUUGGCAAUAUCUCUCAGAUAGGCCCAGAAGGUCUGGUCAGUGUCAGAAAUGAAAAUGUUUUAAUCUGCAUUAAGCCUAGAUGGGGUCAUAACUUGAUCCUAAUACUAUGAUCCAUCAGUUAAUAUCGAAGUCUCACAUCCUGAUUAUCAAAAGAAAAGUCUAUUAUUGUAUUGAUUUAACUUUGUCUUUGUGGAAUGACAUAUUUCUCAGGAGGGUCAGUUAGCUGGAGAGCUAAUUUGCAAUUCAGAAUAACACUAACAGUGUUGGUUCGAUUUCUGCAAUAGCUGAGGUUAUCAUGAAGGAUUCUCCUUCCCAACCUCUCAGAGGUUAAACCACCACUAGUUAUUUCUCUCUAAUGAGACAACAGUUCUAUGGUCUGGUCGGACUCUGGUGAUUUUCCCCUUUUUUACUUCUUGGAUAGCUUGGUGGGGAAUUGAAGAUUACUGCAACUGUGCAUUGCAAACCAGGAUUUGCAACAUUCACCCAUCAAACUAACCAAAAACCUCAAACCAUAUCAAAAUUUGCUACUCCAAGCGACCAACUAUGAAGUUCUCAAUUGUCCAGCCACACCUCCGUCCAGUUUACACAGGCUAAUUCUUGACACUCAGUACUCCAACUGAAUUUUAUAAGGUGAGGAAACUCUGGCCACUUUCCCAAAAUUAUGCUAAAAGAUUUUAUGAUUCCAGGGUGGCCAGAACUGUCAGUCUGUCCUAUUCAGAGAGAGAGACAGCGACCAUUGAAUGCAUGUCUUUGAAAGAGAUCACACAAAGGGAGUUAACAGAACAUCGUGGUCAAUAGUGUAAACAGCUUGAAGUCCCAGUACCCCACUGCAUAAUUCUAAUGUACCUGCAGAUGUAUAACUUCAUGAAUUAAUUUUAUCAAUUUAGUUAACAUAUUCAAUUGUGAACUCACCUUUAGCUUUCCAUCUUUAAAGAAAAUUCAAUGACAGUGAGCAUUGUGCGUUGGGUGCCCACUGCAUUUCUAAGCAAUGCACUGUAUGUACAACCUAUGGUCUUUGGCCCCCUCCCAGUACUCCAGCCUUCAUAGCUCAGGCAUCAUGCUGUAUUUAUAUUUCUUACUGGAUGAUACCAUCUGUAUGCUUGGGAAAUCUGCCUCAUUGUGGAUGGAUCCUAUUUCAAAGCAUUGAGAUCAGUUAUUAUCAGCAACAUCUCAUAACUUCAGAUCAACAGGAAUAGAGAUUUAAACAACUAAUGCUGAAGGGUUGAUGUACAUGACUACAAGAUCAACAAAGACCAUUCUGGCCAUUCUUUAGGUCCAGCUAAUUACAUGCAGCAUUAUAUCAGUUGUCAUAUCACUAACAGACUCUCAUUUAUGGAUAUUAGGUGCCCCUUUUCAUAUUGUGCCAUUGUCUGCUGAACUUCAAUCUGAUGGAUCCUGCACCCAGGAAAAUUUACAUAAAGUCAAAGACAAACAUCAUCAUAGAACAAUAGAAAACCAGGAAAUGUCUCCAAGUUGUUGCUGUGUCUUCAAAGUGAAUAGAAAAUUAUGCCAUCCUAAAGAUAUAGCAGCAGAUCCCAAACCCAUGACCACAACUUAGACAAAUAAGGGCAGCAAAAAUAAGUGAACACCACCACUGCAUGCUGUCUUGGAACUGUAUCACCAUUAUUCACUGGUGCUGGGUUAAACUUCAGCAGUCCAGCUGGACCAACACCACAUGGACCACAGUGGUUCAAGGUGGCUCAUCACUACCUUUCAAGAGCAAUGAAGGAAGGAUGAUGAAUGUUAGCUAUUCCAUUGAUAUUCACACCCAAGAACGAAAAUAAAAUAUUGCAACAGUGGAAUCGAAUGAACAGCCAGUGCACUACUGAGAGAUGAAAACACUGAACACCAGUACAACACCUACAAAUCCUACAUUAUAAUAUAAAAAUUGAUUAACCCUGUCCUGGGCAUCUCUAAAAUUGCUUACCCUCUUGAGUAGCUCAUAAGCAUCCUGGAAGAACAACAUCCAGAUGGUUUUGAGAUGAAAAUUCAUUAGCACACUGCCUUUAACUAGCUCACCGCCCCUCUGCAGUCACAAUACAAUUUAGAAAGUUUGCAAUUAUCUUUUUUAAAAAAGAAACCCUUGUUGGUGAGGGAAGUACCGUGGAGAAGUACAGCGAUUUUCAUCUCAAGGUGUGUCACAUUGUUGCAGGGUUUGCUGUAAUAUUUUAUCUUCAUGCUGUAUAUAAAACGUUAGUAGAACCUUAGUGCAGGUCACUCUUAACAUGGCCCAAGAGAGAUUAUGGGCCUUAAAAGGAUGUCUCGGGAAUAAUUUCUGCUGCCAAGCUGAUAUUCUCAUCUCCAGUAAGUGUGAAUUGCUGAGCAACUCUUCUGCACUUUACUUGCUGCAAG
This is a messenger RNA of Rhincodon typus (whale shark), 4486 nucleotides long. It is a transcript of the gene chad, whose product is annotated as chondroadherin. The record is from RefSeq and is a predicted model, not a curated record. Bases 34 to 1107 code for a protein of 357 amino acids. NCBI's taxonomy places the organism in Eukaryota, Metazoa, Chordata, Chondrichthyes, Orectolobiformes, Rhincodontidae. The transcript is spliced from 4 exons. Gene Ontology annotation, molecular function: protein binding. Gene Ontology annotation, cellular component: extracellular matrix.